Raphanus sativus (radish) is the source of this 1573-nucleotide messenger RNA. RefSeq names its product equilibrative nucleotide transporter 3-like. The transcript has 8 exons. Gene Ontology annotation, biological process: nucleoside transmembrane transport. Lineage: Eukaryota; Viridiplantae; Streptophyta; Magnoliopsida; Brassicales; Brassicaceae. The coding region runs from base 1 to 1248 and encodes 415 amino acids. Gene Ontology annotation, molecular function: nucleoside transmembrane transporter activity. The record is from RefSeq and is a predicted model, not a curated record. Gene Ontology annotation, cellular component: plasma membrane.
AUGUUGGAUGCAUGCGAGGACCAAGCUCCUGAGAAGUUUCAGGGGAAGUAUCAAGCAAUGAUAGUUUGUUGUAUUCUUGGAAUCGGAUCUCUUGUUUCUUGGAACAGUAUGCUCACUAUCGCAGAUUACUACUACCAAGUUUAUCAUCCUUCAAGGGUUCUACCACUUGUAUACCAACCAUUUGCGGUUGGAACAAUCCUCAUUCUCGCAUACCAUGAGUCGAAAAUCAAUACUCGAAAACGAAUACUAAUCGGUUACAUUCUAUUCACAAUAUCCACAUUCUUGCUCAUAAUGUUGGACUUGGCAACAAAAGGUCUCGGUGGAAUCGGACCUUACAUCGGUUUAUGCGCAAUUGUAUCUUUGUUUGGCAUCGCCGAUGCUACUGUUAAAGGAGGAAUGAUUGGUGAUUUAUCUUUAAUGUGCCCUGAAGUCAUACAGUCAUUCAUGGCUGGCUUGGCUGUAGCUGGUGCUCUAACAUCAGCGCUUAGGCUAAUAACUAAAGCAGCCUUUGAGAAAUCAAAUGACCGUCUACGAAAGGGCGCAAUGAUAUUCUUAGCAAUCUCAACAUUCAUAGAAUUCCUCUGUGUGAUGUUAUAUGCUUAUGUGUUCCCAAAACUACCCAUCGUUAACUAUUACCGACAAAAAGCCGCUUUGGAAGGAUCCCAAACUGUUGCUGCUGAUCUUGCCGCUGCUGGUAUCCAGUAUCAAUCAAACUGGACUGAUUAUGAUUCCAAGAGUCAAAUGCUAAGUAAAAAAGAUCUAUUGCUUCAAAACAUAGACCAUGCAGUGAAUCUAUUCCUCAUCUAUGUUUUGACAUUAUCCAUUUUCCCUGGGUUCUUAUACGAGAACACAGGACAACACGGGUUAGGGACUUGGUACCCACUUGUCCUAGUAGCGGUGUACAACUUUUGGGAUUUGGUUGGGAGGUACAUGCCGCUGGUGAAAUGGCUGCAGAUUAAAAAUAGGAAAGCACUAACGAUUCUGGUUUUGUCCCGUUAUUUACUCGUUCCGGCGUUUUACUUCACCGCAAAAUAUGGUGAUAAAGGAUGGAUGAUUAUGCUCAUUUCUAUUUUGGGAUUAAGUACUGGCCAUCUCACUGUUUGCAUUCUCACUGUAGCCCCCAAAGGUUACAUGGGUCCGGAGAAGAACGCAUUGGGGAAUCUGCUGGUGACUUUUAUAUUAGGAGGAGCACUUACAGGAAUUUCGUUGGGCUGGUUAUGGCUUGUUGGUAAAAAAGAUGCUUUUUGAGUUCUCAUCAAACGGUUACUCACAUGAGAACCUAUUCAGCUUCAUGAACCCAAUAAUAUUUGGGCCAGAUAAAUGUUUUUUUUUUUGACUAAAGCAAGAUAAAUGUUUGCUUCUCAAUUUAUUUAAUAUACUAAAUAAACAGUAGUUUAACGACAACAUAUACCGUUGUUGAUUCGUCCGGUGGGUUCCCAGUGAACGGAUUGACGUACACUAUCCCAUGCCCGCUGAGUUUCCAGGUUCCCGAAUGCAAUCGUUGCAAUGAUGGUGUUACUGCCUUUGAAUCUGCACGGAGCUGAGAAUGUUUUUGCCUCACAGCAGCAUAGUU